AUGUUAUUUUUUAUGAAAAAAUACACUUUUAAUAUUUGUCAAUAUUAUGGUAAUUUUAUAUGUAGAAGUAAAUUAUUUGAAUUAGAUUAUCCAUUAUUUUUUAAUCUCAAUAAGCAAGUUUCAGUUAUAUAUAAUUUAUUUAAUUCAAAAAGUAAUUUAUCUAUAACUAAUGCAAAUAUUAAAAAAUAUUUAAAUUUUCUUAUGAACGCAUAUCAAAAUGAGAAUGAAAGAAAAGGAAAUAUUUCUGAAAUUCUUAAAUUAUCUGAAAUUCCACCAUUAUUGAAUGAAAAAAGUAAAAUAAUUAAGAAUAUAAAAAGUUUAAAUGAUCUUAUAAAAGACAACAAAGAACUAAAGAAUCUUGCAAAAGAGGAAGAAUUAAUAUAUAGGCAACAAUUGUUAGAAAUUGAUGAACAAAUUUUAAAUAUUAUUAUAAAAUAUAUAGAUGUAGAACAUUAUGACAAUAUUAUUAUGGAAAUAGUGCCAGGCGUAGGUGGUCAAGAAGCUAUGUUGUUUGCUAGAGAUUUAUUAGAUAUGUAUAUUAGCUAUUUUAAUCAUAUAGAAUUUAACUAUGAAAUAUUAGAAAUAUUAAAUAGUGAAAUAAAUGGAUUAAGGAAAGCUACUCUGCUUAUAUCUGAUAAUAAUGCAUUCAAAAAAUUAAAAUAUGAAAGUGGUGUACAUAGAGUACAAAGAAUUCCUGCAACAGAAAAGUCUGGUCGUUUACAUACUAGUACAGCCGUUGUAACAAUCUUACCAGAACCUAAAGAUGUAGAUAUUAAGGUAGAAGAAAAAGAUUUGAUAAUAGAAUCAAAAAAAGCAUCUGGAGCAGGAGGUCAACAUGUAAAUACUACAGAUUCUGCAAUUAGAAUAACUCAUAUACCUACUGGUAUAGUUGUGACUUGUCAGACAAAUAGAUCUCAAAUAAAAAACAAGCAAUUAGCAUUAACAAAAUUAAAAAGUAUGUUAUACCAGGAAGAAUUAAAUAAACAAGUUUCAUUCAUUAAUCAAAUACGUAAGAAACAAAUAGGAAAAAGAUUGAGAAAUGAGAAAAUUAGAACAUAUAAUUUUAAUCAAGAUCGGGUUACGGAUCAUAGGAUUCUAAAUGGUACAAUACAUAAUUUGAAAGAAUUCAUGAAAAAUGGAACAGCUCUGGAAAUACUAGAGGAUAGGCUUUAUAAAAAUAUGCAAUCAAAGAUUACGCUGGAGAUUAUAGAGGAUAUGUUAAAUCAAUUAAAAUAAUAAUUCAAUAUUUAUCAUUUUGAUAAGAAAUGAUCUUCAUUUUAUAUAGGCAAGCCAUUGUACAUAGCAAAUUGUAAUAAACUCUGUGUAAUACAAGUAACAUCAUUCGUUUUUCGGAUGGAAACUCGCCACAUCUCUUAUUAUUAAAUCCUUUCUGUUUCGCUUUAAGGAAGCAGAGAGCUAGUGAAGUAGAGAGUUCAGUUAUUUAUUUGAAAAACAUACAACAAUAUUUUUGUUAUUUUUUUUUUCAUUUUGUUUCAUUUUGUUUCAUAACCGCGUGUCCAAAGGCACACAUCCUUGUAACUCUCGUAUAAUACAUUAAUAUACAAAAUUAAUAUUCGUAAUCUCUAUAAAUAUCAAACGACACGUUUUACAUCGGUUAAUGUACAAAGCGCAAAAUAUGUAUAUGUGUAUGUGAAUGUAUCUCAUAGUGUUAUGAACGUGUGAUUUUUAUAUACGACCCUGCUCUGAUAUAUAAUUUCCUAUAAAAUCUUAUCUACUUGAAUACUCCAAAAAAUAA
This is a messenger RNA of Apis florea (little honeybee), 1756 nucleotides long. RefSeq names its product mitochondrial translation release factor 1 (gene mRF1). Gene Ontology annotation, biological process: translational termination. NCBI's taxonomy places the organism in Eukaryota, Metazoa, Arthropoda, Insecta, Hymenoptera, Apidae. The record is from RefSeq and is a predicted model, not a curated record. Gene Ontology annotation, molecular function: translation release factor activity.